GAAUUGAGGUCUGACAAUUUCACAUUAAUAACAAUUUUGGAGAUGUGAAAUGUGAAUUGUAACCACGUUUUAUUUGUUUAUAUAUCAGAAGAACUUCAGUAUAUGGCAAAAUGGGUAAACUUGACGUCACUAUUUUGCGUUACUUGACCGGAGAAGAUUUUCGUGUUUUAACAGCAGUCGAAAUGGGUAUGAAAAAUCACGAAUUAGUGCCUGGUUCCUUAGUAGCCUCAAUAGCAAACUUGCGCCAUGGUGGAGUUCACAAAUUGAUGAAGGAUUUAUGUAAACACAGAUUGUUGACAUAUGAACGAGGAAAACAUUAUGAUGGUUAUCGGCUAACAAAUGCAGGCUAUGACUACCUCGCUCUUAAAGCCCUCACAAACAGGAAAGUGAUUGCAUCAUUUGGAAAUCAGAUUGGUGUCGGCAAAGAGUCUAAUAUUUACACAGUCGCUGAUGAAGACAAAACUCCUUUGUGUUUAAAAUUGCACAGACUAGGUCGCACAUGCUUCCGCAACAUAAAGGACAAACGGGAUUACCAUGCGCAUAGAAACCGCGCAUCCUGGCUCUACCUCUCUCGUAUUUCCGCAACCAAAGAGUUUGCGUAUAUGAAGGCUCUCUACGAUAGAGACUUUCCUGUUCCCAAGCCAAUUGACUUCAAUAGACAUUGUGUUGUUAUGGAGCUGGUACACGGGGGACCUUUGACUCAUGUUACAUCAGUCUCCGAUGUAGAAUGGUUGUAUGAUGAGCUGAUGGGACUCAUAGUGCGGUUGGGCAACUGUGGUGUGAUCCAUGGAGACUUUAACGAGUUCAACAUCAUGAUUGAUGAUGAAGGGCAUCCGGUGAUUAUUGAUUUCCCCCAGAUGGUCUCCACUAUGCAUCCCAAUGCUGAGCUUUACUUCGAUCGUGACGUGCGUUGUGUUCGCGAGUUUUUCAAGAAACGCUUUGGUUAUGAAAGCGAAGAUUACCCAAAGUUUUCGGAUCUCGAGAGAGACGAUGAACUCGAUACUGAGGUGGCUUGCUCUGGGUACAAGCGGAAUAAGGUGCUUGAAGAUGAGCUGUUAGAGGAAAUGGGUAUCGGUCUCCAAGUGAGCGGUGAUGAAGCCAGUGAUGAAGAAGCUGAGCAGGGUGAAGAGAUCAGCAGCAAAGUGUCCGAAGAUGAAAUAGAUUCGCUGAGGCGAGAGGUUGAAGCGUCCAUACAACACGACGAAACUGUACAUACCUUAGCAGCAAAAACUACGAAACUAAAUCUAGACGAAGAAAUACCUACUUUAGUGCCUGUUAAAAAUGUAGACGAAGAAAAAGAAAAUACAGAAGGCACAGAACAAAGUGCAGGGACGACAGAAGAACACACAGAAGACAUGGAAGGUUCUGGAAGCGAUUUAGAUAAAAACUCGCAGAAGUACAGGCUGGCGAUGAUUGAAAAAGCUUUGUCGGAUGUAAGGUCAAUGAGGUCGUAUACUUCUGCGAGUACUAUAGCGCCGGAAGUGGUGAAACAGCAAGUGAAGAAGAAUCUAGAACAAAGGCAGAAGAAAAUGGAGAGGAAAAAGGCGAUCGCGAAGGGAGAAGCUAGCGCAGUUACGAGGCAUAGAAGAGAUAAUAGGGAGACGAUAAAAGAAAGCCACGGGUUGUGGGGAUGGGAUGAGUGAAUAAAGAUUUGUUAGAGAA
Zerene cesonia (dogface butterfly) is the source of this 1662-nucleotide messenger RNA. RefSeq names its product serine/threonine-protein kinase RIO2 (gene RIOK2). Gene Ontology annotation, cellular component: nucleus; cytosol; preribosome, small subunit precursor. Gene Ontology annotation, molecular function: ATP binding; protein serine/threonine kinase activity. The record is from RefSeq and is a predicted model, not a curated record. The transcript is spliced from 8 exons. Lineage: Eukaryota; Metazoa; Arthropoda; Insecta; Lepidoptera; Pieridae. Bases 111 to 1643 code for a protein of 510 amino acids. Gene Ontology annotation, biological process: maturation of SSU-rRNA; protein phosphorylation.